Messenger RNA from Aspergillus novofumigatus IBT 16806, 1726 nucleotides. RefSeq lists its product as uncharacterized. The transcript has a single exon. Lineage: Eukaryota; Fungi; Ascomycota; Eurotiomycetes; Eurotiales; Aspergillaceae. The coding region runs from base 137 to 1375 and encodes 412 amino acids. The record is from RefSeq and is a predicted model, not a curated record.
CGUAGACUCUCAUGAUGUCGUGGCUCGCUUUCCCCGAUUAGAAUUCUGGUGAUGUGAUGGAAUAUAUCCUUCUAUCCCGUCCAAGUCAUUCACUAUCUUCCAAUCUCAUACUGAACCUCUUCUGCGUUUAGUCUCCAUGUCAACCACGUGCUCCAACUUGUUGACAGUACCUUUUUUGGCACUGGUUUCGUUACCUCUAGUCGUCUCGGCAUAUAUCACCAUCUGUCUCUCCGUACUGACUUUGUUUUUACGCCUUUUGGUCAUUUACGUUGAGCUAUGCAUUGCUAUAGUCUCAAACUACUUUGUGAUUCCGACAUCAAGCAAGUCAUCAUUGCUGAGUUUUGCCUCUGAACCGACCACCCCCGCCGCCUCUGCCACGCCCAAGAGGCGAUCCAUUGAUCAUGGUAUCACAGCGAUAUUGCCGCACCACGGCAACCAUCGCCAAAUAGCGCCCUUUUCUCGAGGGCACACUCGGCCGGCGCCGGCUCGACGGCGAAAUAGUUCGAAUUCUUCAACCGGGCACCCUGGCGGCGACUAUGGCCGGCCUGUCCGCAAGGAAGAGCUGCGCAGGAACGGGCUUACUACUCCGCCAUCUGCUCUUCUGACUCUCAUCAGCGGAGAUGAAGGCCGGGACUUCGAAGGCGUGGGCGGCUGGCGCUGCCCACCAUCUGCAAGGUCGCAGGGCCGUCUUUCCAGGUCCGCGUCGUCCUCCUCAAAGGACAGCGUAAGCGACGAGGCAGAUGAGCGCGCCUGGCUCUCAAUCAACGAUCGUCUAGAACUCCCCUCACACCCCUUUCCACUGCGGAACCACCCCGAAACAGCAGACAUUCUGCCCUGGAGACACAGCCAGGCCGCCUCUCGCAGUCCCGAUGGACGCAGGCAGCGCCAUCAUCACCGUUCCGCAACCACCUCCCUCAUCCCAAGUCAAACUCGCCAGGCUCCUACUUCUCCAUCAGCAUCUCGGUCAAACAGGUCAGAGUUCCAUUUACCGGCCGGCUCGGGGGCGCGCUCCCGAGGUCUCUCUCCGCGGCCACAGUCCCAGGACGCAUCGUCGUUUUCGACAUAUUCUGAUUUCUUCCGUGCUAUGGCCAGUGCGCCGCAGACACAUUCUCAAUUGCACCUAUCGAGUUCAUCCGAGGCCCCGGGGGGUUACUUUACUUUCCGACCGGGCAAUGGAGCGAAUAGCAGCGGGAGUGCAGUCUCAACGGGCACGACGACACCAGUCGAGGAUCGAUCCGGCACAACGCCCCGUAGUAUAGGAAGAUUCAUGGCCCAUUAUCCUACAGGUGUGAGAUAUCGUAGACGAAGUGUAUCGGGGGCCAAUCUUGGAUCGCAAUUACCCAGUCCUUCUUUGAAUAGAGACCGGACCUUUUGAUUGAUUUGGUUCUUGAUUUUGAGAUGAUUUCAACGAAAGCGUUUUGGUAGUUUUGCAUAUUAGCGAUUGGAUUUAAAAAUUGACCAGUGAGUGAUUAUGCAUCUGCAACUCAUGGGUUCUAGCGACUGAGGCCAUUUCACCAUAUCUAUUAACUAUACACUAAUAAUACACUCCGUAUGUCCAACUCUUCUUGACGCAGAAUUUGCAAAGUUUAUCUAGAAACAAGGGAAUCAUUACUGUAGGGGAAAAGGUAUAUCGCUCAAGAUAAACAGUGCGUCUCUUGCGUCAUGUCCGACUCCGAGCCCUUUCCCUUUGGCUCACCUCUUCCAUUUCCUCCAAUACCACUUUGUU